Gadus chalcogrammus (walleye pollock) is the source of this 4320-nucleotide messenger RNA. RefSeq names its product kinesin-like protein KIF26A. Gene Ontology annotation, molecular function: ATP binding; microtubule binding; microtubule motor activity. Gene Ontology annotation, biological process: microtubule-based movement. NCBI's taxonomy places the organism in Eukaryota, Metazoa, Chordata, Actinopteri, Gadiformes, Gadidae. The record is from RefSeq and is a predicted model, not a curated record.
AUGCAGCAGAACCAGGAGCACAGGAUGGACCCCCAGGAGCUGGCGGCCCAGAGGCUCAGUCUGUCCAGGAGGAGGCGGGGGUCUUCGGACCCCGAGGCCCCGGGGCCCCUGCUCUACACGGGGGGGUUCAGCGGGGCCCUGAAGCUGUCCCCCCCCGCCGUGCCCCCCGGCCUGCUGCGGGCGGGGGCAAAGGUCACCGACAGCCCCGGGAUGGGCAAGGUCAAGGUGAUGGUCCGUCUCUGCUCGGUGCCGGGCGAGGCCCCGGACCCCACGUCCUACCUGAAGGUGGACGUCCGCAAGAAGCAGCUGACCCUGUGUGAGACGGGGGGCCCCAGCCAGCCGGGGGGCCCGGGCCAGCCCAGGGAGCCCCCUGCCAGGCGCGCCACCACCCCUGCUCCAAAGACGUUCGCCUUCGAUGCCGUCUUCUCCCAGGAUGCGUCGCAGGCCGAGGUGUGUUCGGGGAGCGUUGCCGAGGUCAUCCAGUCGGUGGUGAACGGCGCCGACGGCUGCAUCUUCUGCUUCGGACACGCAAACCUGGGUAAGACCUACACCCUGAUUGGCCGGGACUGCUCCACCCAGAGCCUGGGCGUGGCCCCCACAGCCAUCUCCUGGCUGUUCAGGGUGAUGGAGGAGCGGAGGGAGAAGGCCGGAGGCCGGUUCUCCGUCUCCGUGUCGGCGGUGGAGAUCUCCGGCCGGGAGGAGACGCUGAGCGACCUCCUGGCUCACUGCUACUCCUCCUCCUCCUCCUCUUCCUCCUCCUCCUCCUCGGAGCACCUCCUCCCCCACGAGGAGCAGCGCAGGCCAGGGGUGGUCCUCCAGGAAGACCCCCUCUGCGGCUCCAAGCUCCAGAACCAGCGGGAGCUGCUCUCCUCCUCGGCGGAGCAGGCCGCCUUCUUCCUGGACGCGGCGCUGGCGGCCCGCAGCUCCAGCAGGGGGCGCUGCGACGAGGCCACCCGCAGGAACGCCCACUUCCUGUUCACCCUCACCGUGCACCAGCAGCGGCCGGAGAAGAGCGCCAAGACCGCAGUGACUGCAGGUCGGAGUCGUCUUCACCUCCUGGACCUGGGGAGCUGUGAGAGCUGAGGAGGAGGAGGAGGAGGAGGAGGAGGAACUCAGUGUCUGUCUCUGUCCGCGCUGGGGAAUGUGAUCCUGGCUCUGGUCAACGGGGCCAAACACGUCCCCUACAGGGACAGCAAGCUGACCAUGCUGCUGAGGGAGUCUCUGGGGAACAUCAACUGUCGGACAACCAUGAUCGCCCACGUGUCGGCCCACCGGCGCCACCACCUGGAGACGCUGGGCACCCUGCAGCUGGCCUCACGGCUUCACCGCGUCAGGAAGAACAAGGCCCGGUACGCCUCCAGCUCCUCGGGGGGGGACAGCUCCUGUGAGGAGGAGCGCCCCCAGCGGGGGGGGGCCCUCAGACCCCUGCACCCCCGGUCCCGGACCAUGGCCCUGGACCCGGAGGGCCCCGCGCGGGCCCCCAGCGACCCGGACUACUCCUCCAGCAGCGAGCAGUCCUGCGACACCGUCAUCUAUGUGGGGCCCGGCGGGGGGGCCCUCAGCGACCGGGAGCUCAGCGACCACGAGGGGCCCCCGGCCUUCAUCCCCAUCGUCCCCUCCCUGGUGAGGAGGCGGGCCCCGCCCCUCAGGGCCCCCCCCCGCGGGGGCAGCCGGCUCCGCUGCGACACCUUCGCCGAGCUGCAGGAGCGGCUGGACUGCAUCGACGGCAGUGAGGGCCCCCCCGGCCUGGCCCCCGAGGGCCCCCCCGGCCUGGCCCCCGAGGGCCCCCCCGCCACCCCCCCCCAGGGCCUGGUCGCUGCUAAACCCCCUGACACUGUGCCAACCCCAACCUCGGACCGGCCCCCCGGGGCCCGGGAGGGGGUCUUGUCCCGGGAGGGGGUCUCGUCCCGGGAGGGGGUCUCGGCCCGGGAGGGGGUCUCGGCCCGGGAGGGGGUCUCGGCCCGGUCCGCCCCUCCCGAGGUGGUGGUCCGGGAGAAGCUCUACCUCCGAGCGACGGCCCCGAAGCCCUCCGACUCCCCCUCUCUCCCCAGGGGCCCCCAGGCCACACCGGGGCCCCUGUGGUCCGGGGGGGGGCGGGCGCCCCCUGUGGGGAUGACCCCCACGGAGCUCCACCCCGGGGGGGGGCGGGGUCUGGACCGGGACCUCUUCAGGACCACCGUGACCCUGCAGCGCCCCCUGGAGCUGAGCGGGGAGGACCAGCUGGUGUUCACCCUGGUGGAGGACCGGCCCCUCGGCCCGGGGGCCCCGGGGCCCCUCACCGGGGGCGGGGCGGGCCGCGGCUCCGUCAGCAUCAUCAGCAGCAUCAGCGACGAGUACGACGCCUACCUCACCCGGCUGGGGGCGGCGGCCUCCGGCCCGCUGCCCGCCGCGGCUCUGUGGCGCCGGGACCACGCCCAGGGCUCCCACAGCUCCCACAGCUCCCACAGCUCCCAGUACGACAGCGGGAUCGGCUUCUCCGAGCUGGAGGGCGAGCUGGAGGGCGAGCUGGGGACCGCGCCGUGUCGGACCCCCGCCCCCUCGCCCGCGGAGCCCCCCCGAGCGGCUCUCAGAGGGACCAGGGCCCGAGCCGGUUCCCUCAGCUCCCCCGCCUCCCUGACCCUCCCCCGGCGGCCCAAGCCCCUCCCCCCGGGCCCCCCGGGGCCCCCGGAGGAGGAGCGCCGGCGGGGGGCCCGGCAGUACGACCUCUGGCCGACCUCGGGCCCCGGGGAGGCGGGGCGGCGGCGGAGCGGGCCGAGCGUCGCCGGGGGUAACAGCCACAGCGUCCCGCGGCCCCCCAAGAACCACGCCCACUCCUCCUCCUCCUCCUCCCCCCAGCAGGGGGACCCCCCAGGGAGGGGGCCCCGCCUCACCCGGGGGGCCACCACCCUGGGGAUGAUGUCGGGGCCCCAGGGGUCCUCGGAGUCCGUCUGGGAGCCGGAGGGGUCUCCCGGGACGGGGGGCCGGUUCUCCUCCCUGGGGAAGCGGUCCGGCGGACACAGGACCGGCCGGGCCCCUAAAGCGGGGUCUGGGAGCCCCCCCCCCGGGGGCGUGGCCUCCUGGCGGUCCACGCUGCCCCGGGCGCUGCCGCCGGAGGCGGAGCCCCGCUCCCGGCUCCGGGACGAGCCCCCCGCGCUCAGGAUGACCUCCAGCCUCAAGACGCGCGGCGCCAAGGGGGGCGCCCUGCUGCAUUAUGGGAUGUCCCUGGAGAGGGGCGGGGGUCCGGGCUCCAGAGAGGACCUGGGGGGCCGACCGGCCUCCUCCGUGAGGCUCGGAGCUCCGCCCCCCACGGCCGCCGCCCCCAGACCGGGCGGGGCCAGGUCCUCCGGGGGCGGGGCUGGGGGCGGGGCCGGGGCCGGGUCCCGGACGCCGGCGGCCCCCGGGGGGUCAAAGAGUCGCUCGUCGUCCUCCAGCGCCUCGAGGACCCCGAGCUCCCAGGACGACGCCCCUCCCCCCGGGAAACCCCCGGGCGCCACGGCGGGGGGGCCGGGGGCGGGUGGAGGGCGGGCGGCCAACAGCCGGGUCAGCGAGCUGGCGGCGGGGAGCGGCAGGAGGCAGGCGGGGGGCGGGGAGGGGGCGGGGGGCGAGGGCGGGGGGAUCCCCUCCCCCUACAGUAAGGUGACGGCGCCGCGCCCCGCCCAGCGCCACAGCAGCGGCGUCGCCAGCGACAACAGCAGCGUGCUGAGCGGCGAGCUGCCCCCCGCCAUGGGCCGCACCGCCCUGUUCUACCACAGCGGCGGCAGCAGCGGCUACGAGAGCAUGCGGCGCGACAGCGAGACGGCGUCCUCGGCCCGCGACUCCAUGAGCGACGACGUCACAAGGAACCGCGGCCGCGUCAACAAGUCCCCCAAGAAGAGGGGCAACGGGGUCCAGCGGCGCCGCCUGAUCCCGGCCCCCCUCCCAGACUCCUCUCUGGGCCGGCGGGCAGAGGGCCAGCGGGACCGGGCCCACCAGCCCUUCGAGAUCACCGUCUACCAGAUAGACCCCCUGGACCCCCUGCAGAGGAGCCGGCAGGAGGGCCUGCAGUACUUCAACGCGAGGCUGCGUGUGGCCGAGCGGCGGCAGCAGCAGAUCGCGGCGCUGCGGUGCCGGAGGGAACGGCUCAGGGCCGAGCUGACGGAGGCCAAGGGCCUGCUGAUGGUGGCCCCCGGGAGGCGGAGCCCCGACUACGAGGCGGAGCAGCACCUGGACCAGGAGUCCCAGGAGUACCUGGAGGUCCUUCUCCGCUCCACGGACGAGCUGGAGGACGUGGUCAACGUCUGCAAGGCCCGGCUCAUGAUGGAGACAUGCUUCGACGUCUCCACGGCAACAGGAGGACUCUGA